Messenger RNA from Owenia fusiformis, 388 nucleotides. The record is from the annotation of a GenBank genome assembly. Lineage: Eukaryota; Metazoa; Annelida; Polychaeta; Sabellida; Oweniidae.
AGAAGGCAGACAAGGCAGAAUCGUUGGGAAUCACAUGUCUCACGGAAAGUGAAUGGGCGGAUGUGCUAAGUGGAAAUUCAGCUAAGGAAGAUGGUGACUCAGCCGAUAAAUGUAUUAAUUCACCAAAGAAAGAGAGGAAUUCAGCCAAGAAAGGGGGUAAUUUAUCAAGGAAAGGUGGCAAUUCAACAAAGAAAGCAAGGCUAGACAGCUCUGAGUUGGAUGAUGGCGAAGAUAUGGAAUCUGAUGAGGAAGGUGCUGAACCUGAUUUAGAUCUGAAAGGCAAGAAGGUUGUAUUCACGGGAACGCUCAUAAAUCAAACACAUAGUCAAGCAACCAAAGAUGCAGUGAUGCAUGGGUGUAAGGUGGCGGCAUCUAUUAGCAAGGCAGU